AUGGGGCGGCGGUCGCGGGGCCGGCGGCUCCAGCAGCAGCUGCAGCAGCAGCAGCAACCCGGGAGCACGGAGGACGGCACCGAGGACGGCAGGAAGCGCAGUGGGGCGGGCUGGGAAGGCAGGUACCCCGAGAUCGUCAAGGAGAACAGACUGUUCGAGCACUACUAUCAGGAGCUCAAGAUCGUGCCCGCAGGCGAGUGGGACCAGUUCAUGGAGGCUCUCAGGGAGCCUCUCCCGGCCACUUUAAGAAUUACGGGUUACAAAAGCCAUGCAAAAGAGAGGCUCCAUUGCUUAAAGAACAAGUAUUUCAAGGAACUGGAGGACCUGGAGGUGGACGGGCAGAAAGUUGAAGUUCCGCAGCCCCUGAGCUGGUAUCCUGAAGAACUUGCCUGGCACACAAACUUAAGUCGAAAAAUCUUGAGAAAGUCUUCACAAUUGGAAAAGUUUCACCAGUUUCCGGUUAGCAAAACUGAAUCUGGAAACAUCAGUCAUCAAGAAGCCGUUAGCAUGAUUCCACCACUGUUGCUUAAUGCUCAACCUCACCAGAAGAUUUUAGAUACGUGCGCAGCACCUGGAUCAAAGACCACAGAGCUAAUCGAAAUGCUGCAUGCCGACAUGAGCGUACCUUUCCCAGAGGGGUUUGUCAUCGCGAAUGACGUGGACGACAAGCGCUGUUACCUGCUUGUGCAUCAGGCCAAGCGGCUGAGCAGUCCCUGCAUCAUGGUGGUCAACCACGAUGCGUCCUGCAUCCCUCGCCUCCAGAUGGUUGUGAACGGGAAGAAGGAGAUUGUCUUCUAUGACCGCAUGUUAUGUGACGUCCCUUGCAGUGGAGAUGGCACUAUGAGAAAAAACAUUGACGUCUGGAAAAAGUGGAGCACCUUAAACAGCUUGAAGCUGUAUGGUUUACAGCUGCAGAUUGCAACUCGGGGCGCUGAACAGCUAGUGAAAGGCAGCAGGAUGGUGUAUUCUACGUGUUCACUAAACCCCACUGAAGAUGAAGCAGUCAUAGCAUCUCUACUGGAAAAGAGUGAAGGUGCCUUGGAACUUGCUGAUGUGUCCUCUGAGUUGCCAGGACUAAAGUGGAUUCCUGGACUCACACAGUGGAAGGUGAUGAUGAAGGAUGGGCAGUGGUUUGCAGCGUGCGAUGAUGUUUCGCACAGCAGACACACCCAAAUUUGACCUACCAUGUUCCCCCCAAAGGACCCCGAGAAGUCACAGGCGAUGCACCUAGAGCAGUGUCUUAGGAUAUCACCACAUCAUCAAAACACU
Messenger RNA from Kogia breviceps (pygmy sperm whale), 1269 nucleotides. Its product is annotated as RNA cytosine C(5)-methyltransferase NSUN2-like. Gene Ontology annotation, molecular function: tRNA binding; tRNA (cytidine-N5)-methyltransferase activity. The record is from RefSeq and is a predicted model, not a curated record. Lineage: Eukaryota; Metazoa; Chordata; Mammalia; Artiodactyla; Physeteridae. Gene Ontology annotation, cellular component: cytoplasm; nucleus. Gene Ontology annotation, biological process: tRNA methylation.